Penicillium riverlandense is the source of this 1659-nucleotide messenger RNA. RefSeq names its product sugar transporter (hexose transporter). The transcript is spliced from 4 exons. NCBI's taxonomy places the organism in Eukaryota, Fungi, Ascomycota, Eurotiomycetes, Eurotiales, Aspergillaceae. Gene Ontology annotation, biological process: transmembrane transport; carbohydrate transport. Gene Ontology annotation, molecular function: carbohydrate:proton symporter activity. The record is from RefSeq and is a predicted model, not a curated record. The coding region runs from base 1 to 1659 and encodes 552 amino acids. Gene Ontology annotation, cellular component: membrane.
AUGACAUCCAAGAUUGACACCGAGAGAGCGGUUGUAGCCUCUACCGAAGAUGUCCAGAUGGAGAGUAAAUCGGAACAUUAUCACAUUGAGAAUGCCAAGCACAAUCUCAAUCGCAUGGACAUUGAGUUGAUGGCCAAGAACGCCAUGAAAUGGAACUCAAAAGCAUCUUUACGAUUGGCUGUGGUUAUCCUCAUCCAGGGUCUAAGUAUCUCACCAUUUCUGCGACGAACAGGCUGCGCCGCGUUCGCCAUCGAUGGAAAUGUCAUCGGAAGUAUCGAUGCACUCCCCGCUUUUCGUACCCAUUUCAAUGUGGGAACAAGCGGCGGAAAGCUCGGUAUUAUCCUUGCUGCGAUGUCCAUUGGUAAUGUUGUCGCUAGUCCCUUUCAGUGGCUUGCUGACUGGAUCGGACGCCGUGGUGUCACGUUCCUCGGAAGCUGUAUCCUGGUCGUCUCUUGUGUUCUCCAAGCGGUGGCACCUAAUGGUGCCUGUCUUAUCGUCGGACGAUUGCUGGCUGGUAUGGGCGCGUCCUUGUCCGCCACUUGCGGCCCAAUGUAUAUGAGCGAGGUGGCCCCUUCCUGCUACCGCGGUCUAGCUGUCGGUCUAUACUGCUCUUGUUACAGUGUUGGGUCCAUCAUCAUUGCUUGCGUUGUCCUUGGUGGUUCUUACAUGGAUGGCAACUGGAGCUGGCGCUUGCCGAUGGUCAUUCAAAUCGCUCCGCCUCUCAUUGUAGCCCUGCUUGUCUACCCCUGCACGCCUGAGUCGCCUCGGUACCUGGUGGCCAAGAACAAUGAGGAACAAGCUCGAUUGGUUAUUGCCCGUUACCAGACCAUCUCUGAGGAUGUCAACGAUGCCAUCGUUGAGGCGGAAAUUCAACAGAUACGCGAGUCUCUGGAGAUAAUGUCCAGCAAGGCGUGGGACUUCACGUGCUUGUAUAAGACGACGUCUUCCCGCAGGCGCCUUUGGAUCAUUUUCCUCUAUAGUUUCUUCCAGCAGUGCAACGGAAGUGUUCUCUUGAAUUACUACUUUGCGGGCAUCCUUACUCUGGUUGGCAUAACCAAUACACAACAGCAGCUCGGCAUUAACUUGGGCCUCACAGUCCUGUCAUAUGUGGCCACUUUGAUCGGAUCCGCCUUUAUUGAUAAGUUGAAACGACGAUUCCUGCUCAUGUUCUCACUAUGCAUCUAUAUCUUCUUCCUCGCCCUUAUUUCGAUCACAGGUGGAUGCUAUGCCAGUGGUAUCAGUGUCCAUGCCACGGGUAUCGCUACUGUCGCCUUUAUCUUCAUGUUCAAUGCCUGUACUGGACUCUUUGUUUCGGUUCUUCACAAUAUAUACCCGAAUGAAGUGCUCCACUAUUCGCAACGUGCCAAGGGCAUGGGAAUAUAUUCGUUCUUCCAAAAUUGCUUCGGAUUUAUCAUGACAUACGGCGUGUCAUAUGCGCUGCAAGCAUGGCAGUGGAAGAUAUACUUUCUCUUCAUUGGAAUUGACUCAAUCUGCCUAUAUCUUACUUGGCAAUUUUUCCCUGAGUUCAGCCAUCUGUCUUUAGAGGAAAUCGACCUUGUUUUUGAGACACCGGGUGUGAAUCCUGUCAAGAUGUCUAAGAAGCUCCAAGUUGCAAAGAAAGAGAAGCGCGUCAUGGACCACGGAACUGCAAAUCCCUAA